Molecule: messenger RNA, 2208 nt
Organism: Myripristis murdjan (pinecone soldierfish)
Lineage: Eukaryota; Metazoa; Chordata; Actinopteri; Holocentriformes; Holocentridae
Gene: otud1
Product: OTU deubiquitinase 1
Exons: 1
Coding region: 436-1800 (454 amino acids)
Biological process (GO): protein K63-linked deubiquitination
Molecular function (GO): cysteine-type deubiquitinase activity
Source: RefSeq, a predicted model, not a curated record
CGUUUUUAAAUACGACACUCGCUAUGAAUAGCUAUAUGGCUGUGUUUUGUAAAGAACUUGACGAAGAACAACAAUGGCCUUGUUUUCAUUCAUGUUGAGAUUCAUUUUCAAAUAUGUUCGCCUAGUGAUUUUACUUUGUAAAUAAAAUACCGGAAAUUCUGUGUGAUCCAUUUUGGCGGACUUAACAUUUGGAAGAGGACCGUGUCCAUUUACUUUGAGCUCUAAAAUUAGGGAGGCACCGCGAAUGCGACUGACGCAAGAUGUCUAAACUGGACUGUCUACUCUUCUCUGUGUCAAUGGUAUCAGGAUUCAGGACCAUGGAAACGUUCCCUACAACUUUGCUGUUAUUGAUGACACGCUGUGUAUUUUUAGACGUUGUUGUCAUCUUUCCGUAACACCCCGCAGGCAGGGUUCAGUAUAAAGGAGUCCUUCAAAAUGCAGCUGUACAACAGUGUCCUGACACACUACCCGAAGUCCUCUCGCAAAGUUUCAAUAACUGUAUCGAGCGGAUCUGACGGUGUGACCGGGACAACGUCAAGUUCCUCCGCGGCUGAUAAACCAGGAUUCACACAGCAGGACUCAACUUCAGCUGCUAACGGCGAUUCGGGAAGAGAGACGCCGUCUUCCGCAAACAUGCCUGCCUUUUCAUGUUACGAAACUUCGUCAUUGAAGCCAGUUUACUUCACGUCCACGGCUGAAAUAAUCAUCCGCCGACCCGAUGGAGUUGAGCGGUCAGUACCUGUACACAUCAUGAGGGAGUCCAAGCCCAAAAGAUCAUCCCCUGACCUUAUUUCACAUGAUUGUGACAGUGUAACAUAUAAUGAUUCCGAUGUGAUAGUAGACUUGAUUGAUCAUUGGAGCAAUGGGACUCAGCGUUUCUCUGAUUGCCCAGAAUUGGUGGAAAAUGACUUUUUGAACACUAAGAGCAUCAGUGGACCCAGAAUAGAAGAUAGCAACAGGAUGAUGGUAAUGUCAAGUGAUGACGAUGGUGUUUCAGUGACUAAUACCCCCAUCAAAAGCAACGGAUGGGCCUCACCACAUGAAGUGGAGCCCAUUCCAUGUGGGGCAGGUCGACCCCAAGAGCUCACAGAUGAAGAUUUCCAUCAUCACAGCAGUUGUCAAGCCGCUCCUCCAUCAGGUGAGACAGGGGCCUUUGAGCUCAGUGUCCUGCAGGAGGCGUCCGCGCAGAGAUGUACUGACAAAGAGGACAUCAACGACAAGGUAACCCGGUACCUGGCUGAGGUGGAGAAACAGAACAAGUACCUCCAGGAGAGGCACAAAUAUAGGUACCACGUCAUCCCGGAUGGCAACUGCCUAUACAGAGCUGUGUGCAAAGCCGCUUUUGGAGAGCAGUCAAGGCACAGUGAGCUGAGGGAGCAGACCGUGCACCACAUAGCUGACCACUUGGAUGAGUUCAACCCCAUCAUCGAAGGGGACGUAGGGGAGUUCCUAAUCAAUGCAGCGCAGGAUGGCACCUGGGCCGGGUACCCUGAGCUCCUCGCCAUGAGCCAGAUGCUGAACGUCAACAUCCACCUGACGACAGGGGGGAGCCUGGAGAGCCCCACCGUGUCCACCAUGGUGCAUUACCUCGGGGAGGAGGAUCCAUCCAAACCUGCUAUCUGGCUGAGUUGGCUCAGCAACGGUCACUACGAUGCCCUUCUGGACAAGUGCUUCCCCAACCCAGAGUAUGAGGACUGGUGCCGUCACUCACAGAUACAGAGGAAACGGGACGAGGAACUGGCAAAGUCAAUGGCAGCCUCACUCUCCAAAAUGUACAUUGAGCAAAAUGGGGCUGUGUGAAAGCAGUGUGUGGGAGUGAUGAGAUUUGAGGGGUGUAAAAGUGUUAGUGUACAGUACAAAAGUGCUAUUUGCACAUUGAAUAUGACUGGUUUCUACGUGUUCUAAAUUAUUUUUUCUAAGUUUUGUAUUGUUAGAGACAGAAAGUGCAGUGCACAUAUUUUGGUCCUUGUAUAUACUUAGCCAAAUGGAAGGCAGUUGCCUUUGAAAGUGUUUGUAAGAAAGUGUGAGCCUGUGCUUUUUGAUCAUGUUUGGGAUAAUGUUGAAGUGAGUGAGGUCAUUCAAAUGUGUUACUUUGGAGGACAUACAGUAUUUAUUUGCCUUUUACUGGCAGUACAAUGACAGUAAGUUUUCUAUUAUGCCUAUGCUCUUUUAGUCAUUGCCAAAUAUGAAAUAAAGAGACUUGGUUUA